Molecule: messenger RNA, 243 nt
Organism: Peronospora matthiolae
Lineage: Eukaryota; Oomycota; Peronosporomycetes; Peronosporales; Peronosporaceae
Source: the annotation of a GenBank genome assembly
AUGUGUCUCGUACGAACGUUCCUCACACAGUUUUUGUCCGUCCAGCUCGAGGGAAUUUCUGUGCAAUUUGAUAGCGUACAAACGGGGAGAGUGACAUGCACUAUUACUGGUGUGGCACCUGGAGAGCCUGGCGAAAAUAGCGUGGAUUCGAAAAUAGCGUGGAUUCAGAAUCAGUGUGGAAAUGCAGAACCCCUAUGCCUAAUCACAACCCCUGCGUGUACAGUCUAUGCGUAUCAUGGGUGA